Molecule: messenger RNA, 8195 nt
Organism: Xylona heveae TC161
Lineage: Eukaryota; Fungi; Ascomycota; Xylonomycetes; Xylonales; Xylonaceae
Product: putative pre-mRNA processing splicing factor
Exons: 2
Coding region: 229-7836 (2535 amino acids)
Biological process (GO): mRNA splicing, via spliceosome; spliceosomal tri-snRNP complex assembly
Cellular component (GO): U5 snRNP; catalytic step 2 spliceosome
Molecular function (GO): U6 snRNA binding; metallopeptidase activity; U5 snRNA binding
Source: RefSeq, a predicted model, not a curated record
AGAAUCUACAAACUCCAUCAUCGCAAUUGGAGUGAGCGCGGCUUUUCAUCACGAACGCCUGGGUGGCUAGAUCCACUGUACUCCUUUCUCUGUUCUUUCCUUCGUUAGCCUUCGACAUCCUUCGUUGGACUGCUUGGAGGCAGAGGUGAGAGAAAGAGCAGCCCAGGGCGUCCUGUCGCCCCAAUCGAUAUCCUCUGGCGUUCGUGUUUUUCCACCCGGAUCGACAUCAUGUCCAAUCUCCCACCGCCUCCCCCAGGAUGGGGCGCGUCAGUCCCUCCCUCGAUGCCACUCGCACCGCCUCCGCCGGGUUAUCGCCCGCCAGCUGAUCCUCAGAUCGCCAAGUUUGCGCAAAAGAAAAAGGAAUGGUUGCGGACUCAAAGGAAUCGGUUUGGAGAGAAGCGAAAGGGGGGAUUUGUUGAGACACAGAAGGCCGAUAUGCCACCGGAACACUUGCGCAAAAUUGUCAAGGACAUUGGCGAUGUUUCACAGAAAAAGUUCAGCAGUGAUAAGCGGAGCUAUCUUGGAGCAUUAAAGUUCAUGCCUCAUGCUGUUCUGAAACUGCUUGAGAAUAUGCCAAUGCCGUGGGAGUCUGCGAGAGAGGUCAAGGUCCUUUAUCAUGUAAACGGUUGCUUGACGCUAGUCAACGAAAUACCUCGAGUUAUCGAACCUGUAUUCCACGCCCAGUGGGCCACCAUGUGGGUGUGUAUGCGACGAGAAAAGAGCGACCGGAGGCAUUUUAAACGUAUGCGAUUCCCACCAUUCGAUGACGAGGAACCUCCUCUAUCCUGGUCAGAGAACAUUGAGGACGUGGAACCAUUGGAACCGAUUCAGAUGGAGUUGGACGAAAGCGAAGAUAGCCCAGUCUACGAAUGGUUCUACGACCAUCGACCGUUGUUGGACACCCCACACGUCAAUGGCCCGAGCUAUAAGACCUGGAAUCUUACGCUACCUCAAAUGGCUACAUUGUAUCGCCUCAGUCACCAGCUGCUGAGUGAUGUGGUUGAUGAGAAUUAUUUUCACAUGUUCGAUUUAAACAGCUUUUUGACUGCAAAGGCUCUUAACGUGGCCAUUCCUGGCGGUCCACGGUUUGAACCGCUUUACAAGGACGUGGACCCUAAUGACGAAGACUUCGGGGAGUUCAAUGCUAUCGACCGCAUCAUUUUCCGUGCUCCGAUCCGAACCGAGUAUCGAGUAUCAUUCCCGUACCUCUACAACUCACUCCCUCGAAGUGUAAAGCUGUCUUGGUACUCUCACCCACAAAUCGUCUACGUCCGUGCCGAGGAUCCUAAUCUCCCUGCAUUUUACUUUGAUCCGGUCAUCAACCCGAUCUCGUCUCGAUCGGUAGCUCCGAAGAACAUCACUACCAGCCAUGAAGAUGAGAUAUUCGGGUACGGAAAUGAUGAGGAUGACGAGUUUGUUCUGCCUGCUGAUGUGGAACCCUUCCUGGGUGAUCAAGAAUUGUACACCGAGGAUACUGCCUCAGCUAUAGCGUUGUGGUGGGCUCCUUUCCCAUUCGAUAGGCGAUCAGGCCGUAUGGUUCGUGCACAGGAUGUGCCGCUCGUGAAGCAAUGGUAUCUAGAGCAUGUUCCACAAGGGCAACCUGUGAAGGUGCGAGUCUCGUACCAAAAGCUUCUUAAAACAUACGUGUUGAAUGAACUCCAUAAGCGGCCGCCCAAAUCUCAAAGCAAGCAGAAUCUCCUCAGAUCUCUUAAGGGCACAAAGUUUUUCCAGCAAACUACGAUUGACUGGGUCGAAGCCGGCCUUCAAGUUUGUCGACAAGGCUUUAAUAUGCUUAACCUUCUCAUUCAUCGGAAAAAUCUGACGUACUUGCAUCUCGACUAUAACUUCAACCUCAAGCCCGUUAAGACUUUGACGACCAAGGAGCGUAAGAAGUCUCGAUUUGGAAACGCUUUCCAUCUUAUGCGGGAAAUUCUUCGUCUUACGAAGUUGAUUGUCGAUGCACAAGUCCAAUACCGGCUUGGAAACAUUGAUGCCUUCCAACUUGCAGACGGUAUCCUUUAUGCUUUUAACCAUGUUGGUCAAUUGACGGGCAUGUACCGGUACAAGUACAAAUUAAUGCAUCAAAUUCGAUCCUGCAAGGAUCUGAAACAUCUGAUCUAUUAUCGUUUUAACUCUGGCCCUGUUGGGAAAGGUCCGGGAUGUGGUUUCUGGGCCCCAGCAUGGAGAGUAUGGCUCUUUUUCUUGAGAGGUAUCAUUCCCCUUCUUGAGCGUUGGCUCGGAAACCUCUUGUCUCGUCAAUUUGAAGGACGUCACAGCAAGGGUGUUGCGAAGACGGUGACCAAGCAAAGAGUCGAAUCGCAUUUUGAUCUUGAACUUCGCGCGUCUGUCAUGGCCGAUCUUAUGGACAUGAUGCCUGAAGGCAUCAAGCAGAGUAAAGUCAACACCGUUCUUCAGCAUUUGUCGGAAGCUUGGCGAUGCUGGAAGAGUAAUAUUCCAUGGAAAGUUCCUGGUCUCCCUGCGCCCAUUGAAAACAUUAUCCUUCGGUACGUCAAGAGCAAGGCGGACUGGUGGGUCUCUGUUGCCCACUACAACCGUGAGCGUAUAAGGAGAGGUGCCACAGUCGACAAGACUGUUGCGAAGAAGAACUUGGGUAGACUUACUCGCCUUUGGCUGAAGGCCGAACAAGAAAGACAGCACAACUAUAUGAAGGACGGCCCAUACGUUUCUUCUGAAGAAGCGGUCGCGAUUUACACUACCACUGUCCAUUGGCUAGAGUCCCGGAAGUUUUCGCCGAUCCCUUUCCCCAGUGUAUCGUACAAGCACGAUACCAAGAUUCUUAUCCUUGCUCUUGAGAGGCUGCGUGAGGCUUACUCGGUCAAAGGCCGAUUGAACCAAAGUCAGCGAGAGGAGCUCGCUCUUAUCGAACAAGCCUACGACUCUCCCGGUACAACUCUUGCUAGGAUCAAGCGGUUCCUUCUCACCCAACGUGCGUUCAAAGAAGUUGGCAUUGACAUGAAUGACAACUACAGCACCAUCAAUCCCGUUUACGAUAUCGAACCAGUCGAGAAAAUCACAGAUGCGUACUUGGAUCAAUAUCUAUGGUACCAGGCUGACCAACGCCAUCUUUUCCCGGCAUGGAUCAAGCCUUCGGAUUCGGAAGUGCCGCCUUUACUGGUCUACAAAUGGGCUCAAGGGAUCAAUAACUUGGACAGAGUCUGGGAGACUGCUGACGGGGAAUGCAACGUCAUGAUCGAGACUGAGCUUUCUAAAGUCUAUGAGAAGAUCGAUCUGACCCUGUUAAACCGUCUUCUGCGUCUUAUUAUGGACCAUAAUUUGGCAGAUUAUAUCACCUCUAAGAAUAACGUGCAGCUCAAUUACAAGGACAUGAACCAUACCAACAGCUAUGGUAUGAUUCGCGGUUUGCAGUUCUCUGCAUUCGUAUUUCAAUACUAUGGCCUUGUUAUUGACCUUCUUCUGCUCGGAUUGCAACGAGCUAGUGAGAUUGCCGGACCGCCGCAGAGUCCCAACGAUUUCUUGCAAUUUAGGGAUCGCGCUACGGAAACCAGACACCCAAUUCGACUUUAUUCCCGAUACAUUGAUCGUAUUUGGGUGUUUUUCCGAUUCACUGCUGACGAGUCCCGGGACUUGAUACAGCGAUUUUUGACCGAGCAGCCCGACCCCAACUUUGAAAAUGUCAUCGGCUACCGCAACAAGAAAUGCUGGCCUCGUGAUUCAAGGAUGAGGCUGAUGAGGCAUGAUGUUAACCUUGGCCGUGCUGUCUUCUGGGAUCUCAAGAAUAGGCUGCCUAGAUCAGUCACCACGAUUGAGUGGGAUGAUACUUUCUCCAGCGUCUACAGCAAGGACAACCCGAACUUGCUCUACUCCAUGAGUGGUUUUGAGGUCCGCAUCCUACCUAAGAUUCGAAACCUUAAUGAAGAGUUCCCGGUCAAGGACAGCGUCUGGUCUUUAGUCGACAACGCGACCAAAGAACGCACUGCCCAUGCCUUUUUGCAGGUCACUGAGGAAGAUAUUCAAAAGUUUAAUAACCGCAUUCGGCAGAUUCUUAUGUCCUCUGGCUCGACAACUUUCACAAAGAUUGCCAACAAAUGGAACACUGCACUCAUUGCUCUAUUCACCUAUUAUCGCGAAGCAGCUAUAUCGACCGUUAAUCUGCUUGACACAAUUGUCAAGUGUGAAACCAAGAUCCAGACAAGAGUGAAGAUCGGCUUGAACUCCAAGAUGCCGUCUCGUUUCCCGCCAGCAGUCUUCUACACACCGAAGGAGCUUGGUGGUCUUGGUAUGAUUUCGGGCUCUCACAUCCUUAUCCCGACCAGCGAUAAACGUUGGUCUAAGCAAACCGACACUGGCGUAACGCACUACCGUGCCGGUAUGUCGCACGAUGAAGAGACGCUCAUCCCCAAUAUCUUCCGCUACAUCAUCCCAUGGGAGGCUGAAUUUAUCGACUCACAGCGCGUGUGGACUGAGUAUUCUCAGAAGCGCCAGGAAGCGAAUCAGCAGAACCGUAGAUUGACCCUUGAGGAUCUAGAAGAUAGCUGGGACCGUGGAUUGCCUCGUAUCAAUACACUCUUUCAGAAGGACCGGAGUACCCUCAGCUUCGACAAGGGUUUCCGGACCAGAACCGAAUUCAAGACGUAUCAGUUAAUGAAGAGCAACCCAUUUUGGUGGACAAGUCAACGACAUGACGGCAAGCUUUGGAAUCUGAACGCUUACCGUACGGACGUUAUUCAAGCCCUUGGCGGUGUUGAAACUAUUCUUGAACAUACUUUAUUCAAGGCCACGGCUUUCCCCUCGUGGGAAGGAUUAUUCUGGGAGAAAGCUUGUCUCGCCAAGGGAACACAGCUUCUGCGUCACAAUGGCACCAAAGUCGCGGUAGAAGACGUCAAGGAAGGGGACCUACUUCUGGGCCCAGACGGUGGGCAUCGUCGCGCCUUCAACAUCGUCAACGGCAAAGACCGCCUUUAUCGCAUCAAAAUCGGCGCCCUUAUGGAGGAUCUCGUGGUCACGCCAAACCAUAUCUUGGUCCUCUAUCGGGAAAAGAAUGCUCGAAAAAAUAACGAGGAAAAGAGUAAGGAUUACAAUGAGGCGAAUCUCGAUGGUGAAGUGUCCGAAACCGAGAAGUUUGAGACUGUCGAGAUGACAGCCGCAGAGUUCGCUGCCCUUGACGAGAAGGAAAGGGGCAAGCAUCUGCUCUUCAGGUCCCCAGUCUUCGAACUGCCCGAGCAGGCCGUGUCAGCAAACCCUCACGCCAACAGCUUCACCGUCAAGGAUAUCUCCCUUGAAUUGGAGGCAACGGAAUGGGCUGGUUUCCGGGUGGAUCAAGACCAGCUUUAUUUGCGGCACGACCAUCUCGUGCUGCAUAACAGUGGUUUUGAGGAAUCAAUGAAGUUUAAGAAGUUAACCAAUGCUCAGCGCUCGGGUCUUAAUCAGAUUCCAAAUCGUCGAUUCACUCUUUGGUGGUCUCCGACUAUCAAUCGAGCAAACGUUUACGUUGGUUUCCAAGUGCAACUCGAUCUAACGGGCAUUUUCUUGCACGGAAAGAUUCCUACCCUUAAGAUUUCCUUGAUCCAAAUUUUCCGAGCUCACUUGUGGCAAAAGAUUCAUGAGUCAGUUGUUAUGGAUCUUUGCCAAGUCUUCGAUCAGGAACUCGAGUCGUUGGGUAUUGAGACGGUGCAGAAAGAGACAAUCCAUCCGAGAAAGUCUUACAAGAUGAACAGCUCCUGUGCCGACAUCCUUCUUUUCGCUAGUCACAAGUGGAACGUAACGCGUCCCUCCAUCCUCUUUGAUACUAAGGACACGAUUGAGGCCACUACUACCAACAAGUUCUGGAUAGAUGUGCAGCUGCGAUACGGUGAUUAUGAUUCUCACGACAUCGAGCGUUAUGUCCGUGCCAAAUAUCUCGACUACACAACGGACAGCAUGAGCAUCUAUCCGUCGGCAACCGGUCUCAUGAUCGCGAUCGAUCUCGCAUAUAACCUGUACUCGGCUUAUGGACAGUACUUCCCCGGCUUGAAGACGCUUGUUCAGCAAGCUAUGGCGAAAAUUAUGAAAGCGAAUCCGGCACUUUAUGUCCUUCGGGAGCGAAUCAGGAAGGGUUUACAGCUCUACGCUUCUGAAAGCAACCAGGAAUUUCUGAACUCGCAGAAUUAUUCGGAACUCUUCAGCAACCAGAUCCAGCUGUUCAUUGAUGAUACCAACGUCUAUCGAGUUACCAUCCAUAAGACGUUUGAAGGUAACCUAACUACGAAGCCGAUCAACGGUGCCAUUUUUAUCUUCAACCCUAGAACAGGUCAAUUGUUCCUUAAGAUCAUUCAUACCAGUGUGUGGGCUGGACAGAAGCGUCUCGGUCAGUUAGCAAAAUGGAAAACAGCUGAAGAGGUUGCCGCCCUCAUUCGAUCAUUGCCCGUCGAGGAGCAGCCGAAGCAGCUCAUUGUCACUCGAAAGGGUCUCCUGGAUCCCCUCGAAGUGCACUUGCUCGACUUUCCCAAUAUCUCUAUUCGGGCUUCGGAACUGCAAUUGCCAUUCCAAGCCGCAAUGAAGGUUGAAAAGCUUGGCGACAUGAUCCUUCGUGCUACGGAGCCGCAGAUGGUUCUUUUCAACCUGUACGAUGAAUGGCUGAAGACCAUUUCCUCGUACACUGCAUUUUCUCGUUUGAUCCUCAUCCUUCGAGCAUUGCAUGUCAACCAGGACAAAACCAAACUGCUUCUACGCCCCGACAAGACCAUCAUCACUAAGGAGCACCACAUUUGGCCUUCACUCUCUGAUGAAGACUGGAUCAAGGUUGAAGUGCAGCUGCGCGACCUAAUUUUGAACGACUAUGGAAAGAAAAACAAUGUCAACACAUCCAGCUUGACCAGCAGUGAAGUCCGCGAUAUCAUUCUCGGUAUGGAGAUUAGCGCUCCAUCCAUGCAGCGUCAACAGGCUGCCGAGAUUGAGAAACAGCAGCAAGAACAGCAGCAACUCACGGCCGUCACUACGAAGACGCAGAAUGUUCGCGGAGAAGAGAUUGUUGUCACUACCACUUCGCAAUACGAACAACAGACUUUUGCCUCCAAGACCGAGUGGCGAACUCGAGCUAUCGCAACUUCUAACCUCCGCACUCGUGCCAACAACAUAUACAUCUCAUCCGAUGACAUCCGCGAAGAUGACCACUACACGUACAUUAUGCCCAAGAAUAUCCUCAAGAAGUUCAUUGCCAUUGCCGAUCUACGCGUCCAAGUCGCAGGCUACUUGUAUGGCUCUUCGCCUCCGGACAACGACCAGGUCAAGGAGGUCCGUACCAUUGUCAUGAUCCCUCAAGUGGGUAACACUCGCGAUGUGCAGCUUCCUCACCAGCUACCUCAACACGAGUAUCUAUCUACGAUGGAGCCCCUUGGUGUCAUCCACACUGUUUCUGGUAAUGAGCUGCCUUACAUGAGCGCGAUGGAUGUCACUCAGCAUGCUCGUCUCAUGAAUUCUCACGCUUCAUGGGACAAGAAGACUGUAACCAUGACCGUCUCAUUUACCCCAGGCUCAGUAUCACUCGCUGCUUGGGCGCUUAAUCCCCAAGGCUACAAGUGGGGCGCUGAGAACAAGGACACUAGCUCCGACCAACCGCAGGGCUUCUCCACUGCCUUCGGCGACAAGUGUCAACUGCUUCUCAGUGACAAAAUUAGAGGAUAUUUCCUCGUUCCUGACAACAAUGUCUGGAAUUACAGCUUUAUGGGCAGCAGUUUUGGCUCUGUCGAGAAGAAGCCAGUCUAUGUCAAGAUGGAUACGCCAUUGCGCUUCUACGACGACCAGCACCGCCCUCUGCACUUCCAGAACUUUGCUGAGCUCGAGGAUAUCUGGGUUGACCGGUCUGACAAUUUUGAGUGAUCGAUUUGAUUUGUUCGGCAUGCUUUGUUCGAAGAUAUUGUUCUCAGUUUCUUGAUAUACAUACAUCAAACGGAUGAGUUUCUGGUAGGCAUGUUGCAUAUUUGUACGAUUAAAAUUUCUGCUUGCAGUGUGGCGUUUUCUGAUCAUUUUGUGGGCGACCCUUGGCACUCGCAUGUUUCGAACGCACUUGUAUUUUUAUCUAAUAUUGCAAAAGAAUUCAUUCCUUUUAGCACAGUUCACAUAAGGCUUCGUACCGAAUGACAUCUUUGCCGGAUGAUCCGUUUCUAGGGUGUGGUAGCUACACAGUGGUAUUGAGAUAUUAAACAUUUCAUACUUGAUCGAUACGGAUAGAUACGCAG